Diaporthe batatas is the source of this 3832-nucleotide messenger RNA. RefSeq lists its product as uncharacterized. Lineage: Eukaryota; Fungi; Ascomycota; Sordariomycetes; Diaporthales; Diaporthaceae. The transcript is spliced from 2 exons. The record is from RefSeq and is a predicted model, not a curated record. The coding region runs from base 455 to 1777 and encodes 440 amino acids. Gene Ontology annotation, molecular function: catalytic activity.
GCUUUGAAAGCUUGUCCCCUGUGCCCAUGGACGCAAGAAAGAACCCCAAUCCGUCGACGCUCAGAGGUUCGUUCGCAUGCGGGGUAGCAGCACUUGAGCCCGAGUACAACACCAUCGUCGGCCCAUCUGACGACGAUCCGGCUGGGCGGAUACAUCUCACUUUCAACCCUCCAGGGACAGCCUCUUGCCGACGUAUUGUUGCUGUUUUACGUCCUCUGAGAGUCACAGCAUACUAGUCACCAGGGUACACCACCGGUAUCGGCAUCACACCACCCCAAGUUGCCCUUCGAUUACCAACAGUCAAACACCGUCAAACGCCGUCAUAACAUCUCCAACCCGCAGCCACUGACUGACUGACUGAUAUAAUAUAAGAUCUAUCUCCCUUGUUAACCCAACCCCCCCCCCCCCCAACAACAACCCAAAACAAACUCACAGCCCACGCAUCAAACCCACCAUGGCAUCCCCACCACCACCACCAGCAGUAGCCCCCGGCAAGAUCCGCCUGGCGACCUCGUCCCCCUCCACGCAGGCCACCACGGCCGCGACGCUGGCCCAGCUGCGGCAGAUCGCCACGCGCGCGGCCCGCGACCACGCCGCGGACAUGCUGCUGCUGCCCGAGGCGUACCUGGGCGGCUACCCGCGCGGGACCAGCUUCGGGUGCGUGGUCGGGUCGCGCAGCGCCGGGGGCAGGGACGAGUUCGUGCGGUACUUUGAGGGCGCCGUCGACCUGGGCGACACGGCGGGCGAGGGCGCCGGCGCGGGGGAGGACUGGGUCGCCCGGCGGCUCGGGGCCGUCAAUGACGGCGAGGGCGGGGGGCCGGCGCGGGGCGACGGCACGAGGGAGGAGCUCGAGGCUAUUGCUGCUGAGACGGGCGUGUUCCUCGUCACCGGUCUGAUCGAGAAGGCGGGCGGGUCGCUGUACUGCUCUGUUGUUUAUGUCUGCCCCAGGAAGGGCGUCAUCGGGAAGAGGAGGAAGGUCAUGCCUACGGCGUGCGAGCGCCUGAUAUGGGCCCAGGGCUCCCCCAGGACCCUCAAGGCGGUCAGCACCGUGAUCCGCGGCGUCAGGGUCAACAUGGCGGCCGCCAUCUGCUGGGAGAACUACAUGCCGCUGCUGCGGCAGUCGCUCUACGCCCAGAACGUCAACCUGUACCUCGCGCCGACCGCCGACGGCCGCGACGCGUGGGCCCCGCUCAUGCGCACCAUCGGCAUCGAGGGCCGCUGCUUCGUGCUGAGCUCCAACAUGUGCGUGCGCGAGGCACCGGCAGCACCGGCAGGAGGGUCCGCCAUCGCCAUCGCCGCCGACGGGGCGCCGUACGGGCGCGAGCGGCGCAGCUCGUGUGUCACCGAGGAGGGCUUCGAGAUCGCGCUCCCUGCGCACGGCGCCCCGGGCGGCGCCGGGAAGGGCCCCAAGGCCAGGCGGCCGAGCGUGUUCGACGAGGACGGGAACGAGAUCGUGCUGUGUGGUGCCGAGGGUGGCGGGGAGUCGGAGUCGGCCCCGGCUGCGACUAAUGGGGCCCGCGGCGGCGCUGAGGCCGUCAGGAAGACCGCCGGUGGUGGCAAGUUUGUCUCCCGGGGCGGGUCGUGUAUCACCGACCCAUUCGGAGAGGUCCUCGCCGGCCCGCAGUGGGAGGACGACACUGGCAUCAUCUAUGCGGAUGUUGAUCUCAAGGACUGCAUCAGGGGCAGGCUGGAUCUGGACGCGGGUGGGAGCUACUCGAGGAAUGACUCGUUCAGGUUCUCUGUCGAAGGGUUAAGCCUCGAGCCACUGCCGUACUAAUAAUAAAGGUACCUAAGGUUGAUACAAAAUUGAACAUCAUCUUCAGAGCGCAUCGGCCAGGUCGACGGCGUCCAGGCCCUUCACCCUCUCCCAGGUAGCAUACAACUCCGGGGGGAACCAGUCCGCCAGCCUGCCCGCGGGCCGGCCGGGCUCUGCGGGCAGGUCCUCGUCCUCGCUGCCCGCGAGCAUGACGCCGAGCGCGGCGCCGCAGAGCCAUGCCCAGACCAUGCCGUCGCCGCAGAAGUAGGCCGAGAUCCACUCGCCCGGCGGCACCUUGCCGUCGCCCCCCGGGCCCUGCCUGACCUUCCUCGACGUGAUCCUCGGGUCGAGCCGGCCCACGAGCGGCCGCAUGUCAGGGACGAUGCCUAUGGCGCCGGACCAGGCCCUGAUCACCCGUGCGCCCUGCCCCUGCCCUUUGGCGUCGUGGCCUGGGUCGAAGAUGGUAGGGAUGACACCCUCCAGGUGCAUGAGCGUCAGGGCGUCGAGCCUGGUGUCGUCGUAGGCGCCCAGCAUCUCCAUGCCCUGCUUGGGGCCCUGGAAGAAGCCGCCCCCGAUCAUCAGCUCCCCCGUCGGCCUCUGCGUCACGUAGUCGAACCCCUGCCCGAAGAUGACAGACCACGAACGGCCGCCGUCCUUGUCGGGGAAGUAGUCGGCCGCCCUCUGGGCCGUCAUAUGGCACAGGCCCGACGUCCCCUUGCCCCUCAGCCCCGGGACGAGCUGUGAGGUGUGGGCAUUCGUGGCGUGGACGACGUGGCGGGCGAGGAUCCUCCCCCUGCUGGUGACGACGGCGUAAGGAAACGAGCCAGCCUCCUCCUCCUCCAGCUUGGAGGCGGAGGGCGGGGCGCCCUGCUCGUCGGCCAGCACCUCCUCCACCGUGGUCCCGGUCUCGACGGCCAGCACCCCGGGGAACUCAUCCAGCAGCCUCCUCCACAGCGCCGUGACGAGCCGGUACGGGCUCAGCGCGCCGGCGGGGUACGACACGGCGCCGGCGACGCGCCCGUUGACGCCGAACCGCUCGCGCGCCUGCGCCGCCGUGUGGGAGGCCAUCUCGAACCCGGCGGGCGCGUGCGGCCUGAACUCGUCCACCUGCGCCUUGAUCCGGGCGUCCGUCUCGGCGUCGACCGCAAAGUCCACCGUCUCGACGCGCCUGCACUCGGCCAGGCCCUCGAUGCCCUCGGCGCGCGCGAGCCCGACCAGCACGUCGAGGUGGCCCAGCAUGAAGGCGCAGAGGCGGCCCGCGCGGUCGGGGGCGAGCCCGACCAGCACGUCGAGGUGGCCCAGCAUGAAGGCGCAGAGGCGGCCCGCGCGGUCGGGGGCGAGCCCCUGCUUGUGCACCAUGCCGUGGAAGGCCUCGUGCGCGCUGGCCUUGAUGUGCCCGCCGUUGCGGCCCGUGGCGCCCGAGCACAGCUCGCGGGCCUCGAGGACCACGACGCGCGUGUCCCUGUCCCUGUCCUUGCCCUUGCGCCGCAGCUCGUGGAGCACGGUGCGGGCGACGGCCACGCCGCUGAUGCCCGAGCCGAUGAUGACCAUGUCGGCCGUCGGCGGUGGGCCGCCCGGCGUCUGGAUGUUGACUAGCUCCGGGAAGGGCGGGCUGUCCUGCCACUGCGAGAGGGUCGGGUUGGCGGGUGGGAACCCCGGCGCCGCCUUCAUGCGGGCCACGACCUGGGACCAGUCAUUGGAGAGGUCGCGGAGGAUGGAGACUGCCGUCUUGAUGGACUUGAAGAGCGAGAAGAGCCGCUUGAUGAUGUCCAUCGUUGGUUGUGAACCCCCGAGCUGGUGGUGUGUUGCCGGCGGUUGGAUCAGGAGGAAGAUCAUCGGUGGCUGCGGCAGAACGAACGGGAGGGGCUUCCUGCAGGUGUGCUAGCAACCAACGCCCUUGCAGCCAGCCUAACCUUGAGGUGACACAAGUUCGUUGUACGAAACAGACUAGGACAUUGGGGCGGAACAACAAUUCUACCUGUCCCCUUCAUUACUUCCGGUAGGCAGUGUUGGUGAUUGGUGAGACUCUACAGAAUCGAUGGCCUGGUUCGUUUUGUAUAUGAAUCCAGCUUCGAU